AUGAACUUAAGUUCAGAUGAUGAAAAGCUCAACGACUCCAUUAUCAGUUUUGUAAUUAAUUUUUCGAAUUCUCUUGUAACUGCCCAGUUUAAAGAAUAUCGCUACACAAGUGAAACAAUCUUAAUAAAAAACGACAAAUGUGCUACAAUAUGCAACAUGCUGUGCAACGAAAUCAUAUACCAAUCUUUCCUAACGUCAGCAACUUGGCCACAACCAUCAAUACAGCUUGAUAUCUUCCAAAAGUAUUUUAUCAGUGGUGGUUGUAUGAAAUAUUCGAAAGUUAAACAAAGAUACAUAAACUAUUUUCAUUAUUACAACGACAUUUUAAUUAACAACACGACCGAAAUACCAUUAUCGAGUUUGACUCAAAUGCAAAAAUCUUUACUCGAAAUCAAGUUUGUAAUGAAACAAAAUUUUCCGUUUUUUCAAUCUGAGAAGCCGGCGUACACGAGCGAUAUGAUGAUCGGGGCAGUGGGGGGGAUGUUGUCCCUCUGGUUGGGAGUCACUGUUGCAAGUGGAGUGGAGGUCAUAGAGCUGGUCUACUUAAUGAUGAAACGUUCUUGGCAAAAGAAAUUUUCUGACAAUGAAAAAGCAGGUGAUAAUAAUAAGGAUGCAAAAGAUGUCAGUUGCGAUCCUAAUGACGAUAUUCAGAAAUUUUCUGAUAAUACAAUGACAACCAAGUUAUGA
Molecule: messenger RNA, 687 nt
Organism: Helobdella robusta
Lineage: Eukaryota; Metazoa; Annelida; Clitellata; Rhynchobdellida; Glossiphoniidae
Exons: 2
Coding region: 1-687 (228 amino acids)
Biological process (GO): sodium ion transmembrane transport
Cellular component (GO): membrane
Molecular function (GO): ligand-gated sodium channel activity
Source: RefSeq, a predicted model, not a curated record